CGAGGAUGGAGGUAACAGAAUGGAAUCAACAUCGGAGCGGGAUCAGACUCAUCACUAGGUAGGUGUAAGUAUGCAAAUUCAUUGCAACAGUCUGUAACAUCUGCGUUUUCCAAAUUUGGAAAACUAGUAAAAGUCACGUCUCCAAAUCAUUAAGGAAAAGAGAGACAUGUCACAUUUUUUUCGUUUUGGAAAACGGUUUGGUAAACGCGUUUUUCUGUUUUCCUUUCUCUAGUAUUCCAACAAUUUUCUUUGGUAAACACGUUUCGUGUUUUCUGUUUUCUAGUUUUCCAGUUUUCUGGAAAACCGGAAAAUAUCUCUGUUAGUAAACAUGCCCUAAGGUUUUUCCAUCCCCAAAUAAGUCUUAAGAGUUUGACUAUUUCCCACAAAAUUCUUCAACUCUGGCUUUUACUUUUCUGUGAUUUAUAAAGUAUCAUACUUUGUUCACAUAAGCCAAUCAAAAUAUUGUAAUUGAAUUAUUUAAAUGAAAAGUUAAAAAUGAUAUAAUGUUUUUAAUCAACCGAAUGAAUAAUAGGCACGGUACUUCAAUUUUCAAUUGGGUACCGUAGUUCUCACCUUAUCGUUUUCAAGUUUAUAAAAUAAUCCUUUAAUGCUUUUAGGAGAUCUCACUUUGGAGUUUAACAUUCAGCUUAGUACGUUACUAUUUACUAAAACUUAGUAAUAACUAAUAAAUACACUACAAAAAAAACAUGGGAUUGAUAGGGAUUUUUGCAAAGAUUUUGGCAGAGAUAUGCCAAAUUCGUGCCAAAAACACUUUGACACGAACUAUUUGGCACGAAAAAUCGGUAAGUCUAUGCCAAAUUCUGUAUCAAUCCCGUAAUUUUUUUGUAGUGAUAUAGUACAAGUAACGAGCAUGUAAAAAUAUGAAUAUUGAGCUGAGAGUGCUUAAAAUGUUAUUAAGGUUAAACAAAAUCAAAGAAUGUUAUUAAGGUUAAACAAAAUCAAAUAAUGUUAUUUCAAAAAAUGUAACAAUGAGGUCACAAUUACGCAACAAGACUAAAAUUAAUAUUCAAGAAUUUGAAGUGCUUCAUUUACAAUAGAAAAAUAAUAACAUUUCAAUUUAAAAUUAAAGAGUGAAUAUUUUCACAUAAUACUAAAUCUUUAUUUUUAAAUUUUGAAUUUUUAAUUUAUUUCAUGUGUUGUUUGAAAUUUAUUUUAUCUAUUUAAAGUCAAUAAGAGUAAAUUUUCCCCUUUAUAAGAACAUGAGGGGUGAUUUUGCACUUUUUAAAUGUUCAAGGGUAUAUAUGCACUUGCAUAUAUAUACUUCAAGGAUAUAUUUGUUCCGAAAUAUAAAACAAUUUUACAUUUGUUCUCACGCCCAUACUAGAGAGUAUAUUUAAUUUGUACCUUUUCCCAUUAUUAUAUACCCUGUAUAGACUAAAAACUAAAUGGGAAUUCUUUCAAAUAGAACUAAAAUUAUGGCAAAAACCAAAAUAGGACUUGUUAUAUUUUUAUUUCAAAAUAGGACCAUAUUGAUCCUAUCGGAAACAUACCUAUUUUUUCAUUACAUUCUUACCCCUCCUUUAAUAUGAUUAAAAGGUUGUCAAAAGUCAUAAUUAAAUGCUUAAUUCAUAAUAAAUAUGAAAAAAUUUAAAAAAUCGUAGAAAAAUAAUAAAAAAUUAAUAAGAUAUUUAUAAAAUACUUAUAAAAUAAAAAAUUAAAUUUUUAUUUUAAAAAAUUGUUUUUUUAAUUAAUAAAAAAUUGUAAAACUCCAUAAAAAAUAAAAAAAUAAAAAUGGAUGUCUUUCCCACCGCCUAUACUGCCUCCCUGCACCACCUACUAUCGGUGUAAAAAAUGUCAUCUUUUCUAAAAACUGUCAUUUUGACAAUUAAUCCUAUCAAAACAUAGUUUACUUUUUGGUCUUAUUUAUGCAAAGUGAGAACCUUUUAAUCGACAAUUCAAUUAACCCAAAACUAAAUAGUCUCAACUUAAGAAAUUACAAACUAAAUAUUUUAAUGUAUUCUGGCAAAACAUAUAAGCUGGCUUUCGAACAAGAAAUCCAACUAACGUGCUGAUAUAUGAUUGUCGAUCUGUGUGUUAGUGUGUUACGGUAGUCGGUAGAAUUGUGUUCUCUCUCUAGCCUAUAUGUAGAAAUACUUGAUUUGAACCUAUGUGGAACAGCUGCAGUUAUUUGUGUUUGUAUAUGUCGGAAAUAUGAUGAAAUAAAUAAUGGUAUAAUAUGUAAAUUGGGUAUGACUUGUUAUACAUUAAAGAACAACUUAUGCAUGUUUGGAUUUAUUUCAUUUAAUGACUAGAAUCCAUAGUUGUGCAAGUUGUAAGUGUAAUGUAUUAGUUUGAUGAAUUUAUUGUCCAAUAUUAAAAAAAAAAUGGCAUUUUUAUAUGAAAAGGAAUAAUGUUUAAGUAUCAUAUAAUGAUAAAAGCCAUUUAUUUUUUGGGACAAAAAUUCUGAAAUGUUUAAUUGCACACAAGUAAUGUUGCCGAUUAAGUAUAGAUAUGGACGUGUGCUUUGAAUUUAAAAAUUUAAAGUGCUUGGCUUGAUCAUACUUAGUUAAGUUGAUCCGGUCAUCAUGCAUGGAUCGUGGCGGCAGAAUUAUAGGAGCGGUUAAACAUUUACUUGACCAAUUGUUCGGUAUAUUAUACUUAUCUGAUUUCCGAAGUUAAAAGAACAGUCCGCUGCAUGCAAACUAAUUCUCACGUACAUAAGCCUUUUGUUCUAGCUCUUUGAGAGAAUCCACUUACAAAACCAUAUUAAAAACAUACGUGCGUGCUUUGUGGAUACUUCUGAUAUCUCCACUUGAGAGUUAUUCCACUUCAUUUUAGUAUUCUUGAAAAGCCAUAGUGAUAUCAAUAUAUACGGAGUAUAUUUGUACGUACUACAUUCCUCUCCUAUUGUGGGCUCUUCUCUAGUCAACGGCAAAUCGGGCAACAGACGAAGGUUUCAGUCAAGGUAGCUACAAGUCUGAAAUGGAGUAGGAUUAUCCUGGAAGCGAGUUGGCCAGUCCCGUUCGAGUAGCUAUCGAGAUACGGGGGCUAUCUUUCUUCAAGGCCAGUCCGGUUAACGGGCGAUCUUACGCUAAGUUUUCCAUUCUCUACCCUUUACAUUAAUAUUUUUUUUCUAAUUAUUAUUUCUUUAUUUGUUCUUGCAUUUGGUGGUUUGUCUGGUGAUUUGUGAUUAAACUCGGGAUUUUAUCUGACUAAACUCGCAUUAAUUAAUACUAUUUUUUUCAUCAAUCUUGAAGAAAGAUAUUAUUUUUCGAGUUUUGAAAAUCCAAUAUGACGAACUUGGAAAAUGCUGCUACUUCCGAAAAUGUUGUUGUUGAGAAUAAUGUGAAUGAAAUCCCUGAAAAUAAUGUUAAUUCUGUGUCUGUGACUAAUUCUGAAGACACACCUGAAUUUGUUGCCACGGGCUCUCACAGGGUUGAUUUGACCGGAAUGCCUGAAAAAUUUUCUGGACAUUUUUUCAAGCGUUGGCAACAACGCAUGAAAAUUUGGUUAAUCACCAAGGGAUUGCUCUCAGUAAUUAUGACGGUGUGUCCCCCCGUUGUCGAGUCUGAUCCCAAGAGUCUUGAACACCAAUCUUUAUGGCGUGAGAGGAAUGAAAUAGCCAAAGGAAUGAUAUUGUUGGGACUCUCCGACAUGUUAUUUGAUGUCUAUUGCACCCUCCACGGCACGGCUAAUGACCUUUGGGAUGAGCUGGAUAGGAAAUAUAAUACUGAUGACCACGGUCUCGAAAAGUAUAUUGUUUCCAAAUUCUUGAGAUUCGACAUGAAGGAGUGAAAAUCUGUUUUAGAACAAAGACAAGAAUUUGAGCUUAUCUUACAUUCUCUCCGUGAAGCAGAUAUGGAAUUGCCUGAAAAAUUUAAAGUCAUAGUUGUAAUUGAAAAAUUCCCCAAAUCGUGGGAAGAUUUUGGUUUGACUUUAAAACACAAAAUGAAAAAGAUAACUUUGAAAUCUUUGAUGCAUUCCAUUACUGUUGAGGAAGAACAUAAGAAAGCGGGUUACAUUGUUCCUGUUGAAUUUCAGCCAAAGGCUCAUGUUGUAACCGUGGGAAAAUAGUCACAAAAUUCUAAGAAUAAACAACCAUCAUCUUUUAAACCAAUAAAGGCCAAAUUAAAAAUUGCAAAGAAACCAAAGGCAAACCAUCCAUGCUGGAACUGUGGACAGAUGGGGCAUUGGGCCAAAUUAUGCCCAAAUAAAAAGGCUAAGGCUCAAUCUGGUGGACCUCAAGUCAACAUGGUGACUGGAGGAACUAGCUCUGAUGGCGGUUGGAAGAACAAUGAUGAUGGGAAACACAAGUGCUGCUAGUGUGCAUGGAGUUGGAAAAGUGGAAAUAAAAUUUCCUUCGGGAAAAAUUCUCUUUGCAUGGGGUGCAUCAUGUUCCCGAAAUUAGAAGGAACAUUGUUAGUGGUUCCAUUCUUGUAAGGGAGGGUUAUGAAUUGUCUUUUAAAUUAAAUAAAGUUGUAAUUUUAUUUGGUGGAACAUUUAUUGGCAAGGGUUACUUGUCAGAUGGACUUUUUAAGAUUGUGGUUGAUUAUUAUGAAUUAAAUUAUGUAUCUGAGAAUUUUGAUUCUUCAA
Messenger RNA from Cuscuta europaea, 4554 nucleotides. The record is from the annotation of a GenBank genome assembly. NCBI's taxonomy places the organism in Eukaryota, Viridiplantae, Streptophyta, Magnoliopsida, Solanales, Convolvulaceae.